Phanerochaete carnosa HHB-10118-sp is the source of this 1823-nucleotide messenger RNA. RefSeq lists its product as uncharacterized. Gene Ontology annotation, cellular component: cytosol; mitochondrion. Gene Ontology annotation, molecular function: mannokinase activity; glucokinase activity; ATP binding. The record is from RefSeq and is a predicted model, not a curated record. The coding region runs from base 131 to 1621 and encodes 496 amino acids. Lineage: Eukaryota; Fungi; Basidiomycota; Agaricomycetes; Polyporales; Phanerochaetaceae. The transcript is spliced from 13 exons. Gene Ontology annotation, biological process: glucose 6-phosphate metabolic process; glycolytic process; intracellular glucose homeostasis.
ACCCUGUACAGCGGAGGCUCUUCAGACCUAUAACGUCCAGGAGGGCGUUGCCUUUAUCUCGUUUGCGGCCUCCCAGAUCUUGCUUUGGCGCAAUUUCUUCGCGAAAUCCCCCUGAUUUCAGCUCCUGAAGAUGGCCGAUCGCCAGGGCGUAUCAUCACCAUCCGCCGCGGCUGCUCCUACACCUCCAUCGUUCCACACUCGCUCCAGUGACCAGGAAGACCUUCCACACGCAACCAAGCGGAAGAUGGCAGACCACCUUAGAAGGCUCGAGACCAUGUUCACACUUACUCCCCAGAGAAUGAGGAUGAUUGUAGAAGCGUUCAAGGAUGCUCUUGAACUUGGGCUGUCGAAGUCUGGUCAAGUUGUGCCUAUGAUACCCACUUAUGUAUUUGGCUGGCCGACCGGAAAAGAAGCUGGAAACUACCUUGCUGUGGAUCUCGGGGGAACCAACCUGCGAGUCUGUCUCGUAACGCUCCAAGGUGGCGGAAAGUGGGAGAUCACACAAACCAAGUACCGUCUCAGCGAAGAGCAAAAACAUGACGAGGGUCAACUGCUCUUUGAUUUCUGUGCCGAGUGCCUCAAGGCCUUUGUUGAGUCCAGCAUUGAGUCAGGAACGAUCCAGAGGGGAGCUGUGUUGCCUCUUGGCUUCACCUUUUCGUAUCCUUGCUCGCAAGACAAGAUUGAUCAUGGAGUGCUCAUCCGUUGGACAAAGGGCUUCGGGGCGCCGAACACGGAGGGUCGCGACGUCGUCGAGAUGUUCAAGAGAAGUCUUGAGAAGCACAAUGUCCCAGCCGAAAUCGUGGCUCUCACGUGCGACACGACCGGUACACUCAUCGCGUCCCAUUACGUGAACUCGGAUACCAAGAUUGCGUGUAUAUUUGGUACCGGCUGCAAUGCCGCAUACAUGGAGCGUGCAAGAGAUAUCCCGAAAAUCAGCUCGCUUGGUAUUGGCUCUGAAGACGAGAUUGCCAUUAACUGUGAAUGGGGUGCGUUUGACUCGUUCGAGCACGAACAUCUCCCUAGGACAAAGUAUGACAUCAUCAUUGACGAGGCCUCAAACAAGCCUGGCGAGCAAGCGUUCGAGAAACUCAUCUCCGGCCGCUACCUUGGGGAGAUUCUUCGGUUAAUCAUUUGCGAGCUCAUUGACGAGGGCGUGCUGUUCCUCGGCCAGAACACCUACAAGAUUGAGAUCCCCUACAGCUUUGAUACGGCGUUCCUAUCCCUUAUGGAGAGCGACCCAACGGAUGAGCUGCUCAUGAUUAUUGGCAUUUUCUCUCAUUUCUUUGCGGUGGAGACGACGCUAGCUGAACGCCAAUUCUUCCGUGCUCUGGCCAAGCUUGUCGGCCGGCGAGCAGCGCGUCUUAGUGCGUGCGGUAUUGCGGCCAUUGUUAGCAAGAUGGGCUACCUAGAGGAGGGGUGUGCCGUCGGCGCUGACGGUUCGCUUUAUAAUAAAUACCCUAAAUUUGCGGAGCGGAUACAUGAAGGCUUGGUAGACAUCUUUGGCGAGAAAGGUCGUGGUAUCACAACCUACCACGCUGAAGAUGGCAGUGGUAUUGGGAGUGCGAUUGUUGCGGCAAUGACGAAAAAUCGGAAGGAAGCGAAUGUCUAUCCAGACUUGUAAUGUUUACAUCAAAAUAUCAAGCAACUUGUAUUUGUACGCGCAGACCAGUUUACAGGGGGUUCAGCUUGCCGUAGGGCGUCACAGUGGAACUCAUCUGUGCUAGAAUUCGAGACCCUGUUUCGUGAAUCGGACUCUCACAUAACGAUAUCCUCGGCUAGCUCAAGCCCCGCAAGUAAAACUAGUCCACCGUUGUGCUUGUAGU